GUACUUUUAGAAAUUGCAGUACGAUUAAAUUUUCAAGACUGGAAUUUAGAUUAAAUCUUUACACCAAUAUCAACCUAGCAAUAAAUGUCUUUUACCCCCAAUUUACCUGUAUCUUAUUUGAUAAGAUCAGCCACACAAGAUGAUGGUAAUACUCGUAAAUCAAGGGAAGAAUGGAAAAAAUUAAAAGAAUUAGAAGAAGCUAGGAAACAAGGAAAUGUACCAGCUCAAACGGAUGAACAGGGACGUGACAUAAAUCCUCAUAUCCCUCAAUAUAUUGCCCAAGCACCCUGGUAUUUUGGUUCUGCCACAGCUACUUUACAACAUCAAAGAGAGCAAGAAGAAAAAAUCAAAGAAUAUCACAAAAUUGAUACAUGGUACCAGAAAGGAAUUAUAUCUGAAAAACCAAAAAAAUUUAGAAAAGGGGCUUGUGAAAAUUGUGGUUCUAUGACACAUAAAAAAAAAGAUUGCGUUGAGCGGCCUAGAAAAAUUGGAGCCAAAUUUUCAAAAAAGGAUUUAGCACCUGAUGAAGUUAUUAUACCUCCUCCAUUAGAGAGUGAUUAUGAUGGAAAACGAGAUAGAUGGAAUGGAUAUGACCCAUCAGAAUAUGCAACAGUUGUGAAGGAAUUUUCAAAAAUAGAAGAGGUCAAAAAACUCAUCAAAGCUCAAAAAUUAGAAUCAGAGUUGACUCAAAUAAAUGGUACUAAUGAGGAAGAAAUAAAUGAUGAUAAAAAUGCAAAAGAAACCAUCAUAAAUGCAGUGACUCUCAUUGCCGAUGAAAUUGAUGAAGAUUUGGAGGAUGAGGAUAAAUAUGCAGAUAGUUUUGAUAUGCCUGGGACAAAACAUGACAGCAAACAAAGAAUUACAGUCAGAAAUUUAAGGAUACGUGAGGACACUGCUAAAUAUUUGUACAAUUUAGACCUGAACUCAGCCUUCUAUGACCCCAAAACAAGAUCCAUGAGAGCAAAUCCAUUUGCCGAUGCCAAAUCUAACCCAAAUGAAUUGAAAUAUGCUGGAGAUAAUUUCAUAAGGUAUACCGGUGAUACACCUAACAUUGCCAAACAACAAUUAUUUGCCUGGGAAGCCAUAGACAAAGGUAUAGAUGUUAAUCAACAGUCUGAGCCUACAAAAUUGGAAUUGCUCUAUCGGGAAUUUAAAGAGAAGCGUGAGGAAUUGAAAGGUGAUUUACGAAAUACUCUUUAUGAUAAGUAUGGUAGGCAGGAAGACUUCGAGGCGCCCCCCGUUCAAUUGUUGCUAGCGCAAAACGAAUCCUACAUAGAAUACUCACGAACGGGGCAGGUUGUUAAGGGGCAAGAACGGGCGAAACUCAAAUCUAAAUAUGAGGAAGAUGUUUACAUUCAAAAUCAUACGUCUGUAUGGGGAUCUUUUUGGUAUCAACAAUGUUGGGGUUACAAAUGCUGUAAUUCAUUCGUUAAACAAUCUUAUUGCAUGGGGGAAAAAGGAUUACAAUUAUUCAAAGAAAGAUUGGAAAAUGAAGCCGAUGAAAAUCAAACUCAGAACGAAUUUGAAAAUCGAACCUCUAAAAGGAUAAAAAUAACAUGACAUCGAUUUUUUACUCCGAUUAUUACAUACUUCAAUAUUUAUAUUAUUUUAUUAUUAAUGUGAACAUUUCUUAAUGUAUUUAUU
Molecule: messenger RNA, 1644 nt
Organism: Gordionus sp. m RMFG-2023
Lineage: Eukaryota; Metazoa; Nematomorpha; Gordioida; Chordodea; Parachordodidae
Product: pre-mRNA-splicing factor SLU7-like
Exons: 11
Coding region: 85-1560 (491 amino acids)
Biological process (GO): mRNA splicing, via spliceosome
Cellular component (GO): spliceosomal complex
Molecular function (GO): pre-mRNA 3'-splice site binding
Source: RefSeq, a predicted model, not a curated record